AUGUCCAUAUGCCACGAAGAUACUGGUGGUAGACUGCUGGUUGAGGUGUCCCCGGAAUCGUCCGUCUUCGGCGGAGCAGGAGCACCCCAGACAGGGGAUAGGCCUCUCCCCGUCGAGCUGAAGAGGGAAGAGGCGCGAAAGAGGGCCGAAGAGGAGCUGGAGGAGCGGCUGCGUUACGUGAAGUCGCCGCUCCCUCCCAGAACCGACACGGACGAUGACCUACCCGUCCUUAAGGAGGACCUGAUUCAGUGCGGGCAAAUUGUGCGGGCAAUUGUGAGAAAGUCCGGAAAUCUAAAGGGCACGUCACAAAAGGCGCUCAACCGGGUAAUUAAUCUUAUCACUCGGUACGUACAGCAACCAGAGUCGGCCGCCAUUGCCCGUCUGGAAGAGGAGAGAAAGAAGUGGCGCGAAAACAGCGAGCGCCUGGAGGAGAGCGUAAAGCGGCUAGAAGAGGAAAACCUCCCUCCGCCGUCGGCUCGAGGACCUGGAAGCGUCAAACAACUCCAGGACCACCACGGAGGAGAUGCUGGCCAUGGUGGAGGCAAGGGUGCAGGCCCGCAGCCCAAGACCAAGAAGGAGAAAGGGAAAGGCAAGGGUAAGAAAACAGCCUCCGCUCACCCAACCCCCGCUCCCGUGGCCGGACCAUCCAGCGCGCCGCUGCAAGACAUCGCUGGGCCCUCCACGGCGGCGGCUGGCAGCCCAGCACAGCCUGCCACCAAGAGAAAGCAGGCGAAGACCGCUCCAAAUAACAAAACAGCGUCGGGCCCCAAGCCCCAAAAGGGCGUUAAGAAGACGGCACCGCCCUCCGGAACCCCGCCCAUUGCCGCCAGCUCCGGCCUCAAUGGAGGCACCGUGGACUGA
Manduca sexta (tobacco hornworm) is the source of this 861-nucleotide messenger RNA. Its product is annotated as translation initiation factor IF-2-like. Bases 1 to 861 code for a protein of 286 amino acids. The transcript is spliced from 3 exons. Lineage: Eukaryota; Metazoa; Arthropoda; Insecta; Lepidoptera; Sphingidae. The record is from RefSeq and is a predicted model, not a curated record.